This is a messenger RNA of Gekko japonicus, 4336 nucleotides long. It is a transcript of the gene PIK3R4, whose product is annotated as phosphoinositide-3-kinase regulatory subunit 4. Gene Ontology annotation, biological process: late endosome to vacuole transport; autophagy of peroxisome; protein phosphorylation. Bases 96 to 3917 code for a protein of 1273 amino acids. Gene Ontology annotation, cellular component: phosphatidylinositol 3-kinase complex, class III, type I; nucleus-vacuole junction; late endosome. Lineage: Eukaryota; Metazoa; Chordata; Lepidosauria; Squamata; Gekkonidae. Gene Ontology annotation, molecular function: ATP binding; protein binding; protein serine/threonine kinase activity. The record is from RefSeq and is a predicted model, not a curated record. The transcript is spliced from 20 exons.
CGAGUCACCGCUGGGCGGGCGCGGAGGCUUCUGGCCGCUUGCCUUCGGCCCUGCUCGCAGAUUAAGAGUCGUGACUUAGAAUUAAAGCAGCCGCCAUGGGGAACCAGCUGGCUGGUAUUGCUCCUUCUCAGAUUCUUUCGGUUGACAGCUAUUUUUCAGACAUCCACGACUUUGAAUAUGACAAAAGCCUGGGCAGUACUCGUUUCUUCAAAGUGGCUCGAGCCAAGCACAGAGAGGGCCUAGUGGUUGUGAAGGUGUUUGCCAUUCAAGACCCAACACUACCGUUAACCAGCUACAAGCAAGAGUUGGAGGAACUGAAAAUAAGGCUGCAUUCUGCCCAAAACUGUCUUCCCUUUCAGAAGGCCACAUUGUCUGAAAAAGCGGCUAUGCUCUUCAGGCAGUACGUACGGGAUAAUCUCUAUGACCGUAUUAGCACGAGGCCAUUUCUGAACAACAUUGAGAAGAGGUGGAUAGCCUUCCAGAUCUUGACAGCGGUGGACCAAGCGCACAGAUCUGGGGUCCGUCACGGGGAUAUCAAAACAGAAAACGUCAUGGUAACCAGCUGGAAUUGGGUCCUUCUAACAGAUUUUGCAAGUUUUAAGCCAACCUACCUCCCUGAAGACAACCCUGCUGAUUUCAAUUAUUUCUUUGACACAUCACGGAGGCGAACUUGUUAUAUUGCCCCGGAGCGCUUUGUUGAUGGCAGUGUGUUUGCGACAGAACUGGAAAAUAUGAGAGAUCCAUCCACUCCACUCGUAGACUUGGCCAAUAGUAAUCAACGAAGUAGGGGGGAAUUGAAACGUGCAAUGGACAUCUUUUCUGCAGGUUGUGUGAUAGCUGAGCUCUUUACCGAAGGGGUACCUCUCUUUGAUUUGUCGCAACUUCUGGCAUAUAGGAAUGGCCCCUUUUCCCCUGAACAAGUGCUGAAUAAAAUUGAAGACCGAAGUAUCAGAGAACUGGUUACCCAGAUGAUCCACCGUGAUCCAGAAAAACGUUUAGCCGCUGAAGACUACUUGAAACAGCAACGGAACAAUGCAUUUCCUGAAAUAUUCUACACCUUCCUCCAGCCUUACAUGGCACAGUUUGCCAAGGAAACCUUUGUGUCCGCCGAUGAACGGAUCCUCGUCAUACGUAAAGAUCUGGACAACAUCAUUCACAAUCUCUGUGGGCACGACCAAACUGAAAAAGCAGAGGGGGAGACAAAGGAAAAUGGACUGGUCAUUUUGGUGUCUGUGAUAACUUCAUGCCUGCAGACCCUCAAAUACUGUGAUUCGAAACUGGCUGCUUUAGAGCUGAUUCUUCAGUUGGCACCCCGGUUAAGCGUGGAAAUCCUGCUGGAUCGUAUCACCCCUUACCUCUUGCAUUUCAGCAAUGACUCUGUGCCGAGGGUGAGGGCAGAAGCUGUUAGGACGCUGACAAAAGUCCUUGCUCUUGUCAAAGAGGUGCCACGCAAUGAUAUCAAUAUCUACCCAGAAUACAUCUUACCAGGCAUAGCACACUUGGCCCAGGAUGAAGCUACAAUUGUCCGACUGGCAUAUGCUGAGAAUAUAGCAUUGUUGGCUGAAACUGCUCUGCGAUUCCUAGAGCUAGUCCAGUUAAAAAACUUGAACAUGGAGAAUGAACCAAACAGCGAGGAAAUGGAUGAUGCGUCUCACCCCAGUGAAAAUUACGACACGGAACUUCAGGCCUUACAUGAAAUGGUCCAGCAGAAGGUUGUCACUUUGCUGAGUGACCCAGAAAAUAUUGUGAAACAGACCCUGAUGGAAAAUGGAAUCACGCGGCUCUGUGUCUUCUUUGGACGUCAAAAAGCCAACGACGUUCUCCUAUCUCAUAUGAUCACCUUUCUGAAUGAUAAGAAUGACUGGCAUCUACGGGGAGCUUUUUUUGACAGCAUAGUAGGUGUUGCAGCUUACGUUGGCUGGCAAAGCUCUUCGAUCCUAAAGCCACUGCUCCAGCAAGGGCUCAGCGAUGCUGAAGAGUUCGUCAUCUACAAAGCCCUCAAUGCGCUUACCUGUAUGUGCCAAUUAGGUCUUCUGCAGAAACCACACAUCUAUGAAUUUGCCUGUGAUAUUGCUCCGUUCCUCUGCCAUCCUAAUCUCUGGAUACGCUACGGAGCUGUUGGGUUUAUAACUGUCGUAGCGCAGCGUUUGAAUAUUGCCGAUGUUUAUUGCAAACUUAUGCCUUACCUGCAUCCUUUCAUCACUCAGCCAAUCAUCCAGAUUGAUAAAGAAAUAGUUCUGCUGAGCGUCCUCAAAGAACCUGUCAGCCGUUCCAUAUUUGAUUAUGCUCUGAGAUCAAAGGACAUAGGAAGCCUUUUCCGAACUCUGCAGCUUCGUCAGAAGAAGAGGAAUGGCACCCUGCCCGACUGCCCCCCUCCUGAAGAUCCAGCAAUUGCACAGCUGCUAAAGAAGCUACUCUCCCAGGGGAUGACGGACGAAGAAGAAGACAAGCUGCUGGCCUUAAGAGACUUCAUGUUGAAAUCCAACAAAGCGAAGGCGAACAUCGUGGACCAGAGCCACCUCCACGACAGCACCCAGAAAGGAGUGAUUGACUUGGCCGCUCUGGGUAUAACGGGGAGACAAGUUGAUCUGGUCAAAAUGAAGCAGGAGUCUGAUGACAAACGUGCUAGAAAGCAUGUAAAGCAAGAUUCCAAUGUAAACGAAGAAUGGAAGAGUAUGUUUGGCUCUUUGGAACCUUCUAAUAUCCCCCAGCCAAUGAGCAAAGGACACAGCCAAGCCACAGAGCAAGAGAUUGCCCAGCCCAACAAACCUCUCCGAUCAGAGUCUUCAGCUGGCAUUUGUGCGCCUUUGUCAUCCUCUCCGCAGGCAGCGGAUGGCACUGUUGCCUCAGACAGGAAACCAACCAUACAAGUUUUGAGCAGCAUAGCUUCCCCCUCCACGUACCAGCUGCGCAUCACGACAUGUAAAACGGAGCUUCAGCAGCUCAUCCAGCAGAAGCGAGAGCAAUGCAAUGCUGAAAGGCUUGCCAAGCAGAUGAUGGAGAAUGCAGAAUGGGAGAGCUUCCAAACCUUCUAUCUAUCAAUUUUGACAUAUUCUCGGAUUGGAGGGCGAGUUACGACACUUACCUUUUGCCAGGGCUCUCACUACUUGGCUAUAGCUUCAGAUAAUGGAGCAAUUCAGCUUCUUGGGAUUGAAGCUUCGAAGCUACCAAAAUCUCCUAAAAUUCUUCCAAUACAAAGCAGGUUUCUAGAUCAGAAGGACGAUGGCUGUGUGGUAGACAUGCAUCACUUUAAUUCAGGGGCCCAGUCUGUGCUGACGUACGCCACUGUAAAUGGUUCCUUAGUUGGAUGGGACCUCAGAUCCUCCAACAACGCCUGGGUAUUAAAGCAUGAUUUAAGGUUGGGACUUAUAACCUCAUUUGCUGUGGACAUACACCAAUGUUGGCUCUGUAUUGGCACGAGCAGUGGUACCAUGGCAUGCUGGGAUAUGAGGUUCCAGUUACCUAUCUCCAGCCAUUCCCACCCUUCCAGGGCACGGAUCAGGCGCCUGCUGAUGCAUCCCCUCUCCCAGUCAUGGGUAAUCGCAGCUGUUCAAGGCAACAAUGAAGUCUCGAUGUGGGAUAUGGAGACGGGAGACCGACGCUUCACGCUGUGGGCCAGCAGUGCCCCUCCUCUUUCAGAACUGCAGCCUUCACCUCAUAGUGUUCAUGGAAUAUACUGCAGCCCUGCCGAUGGAAACCCUAUAUUACUGACUGCAGGCUCUGAUAUGAAGAUCAGAAGUAAGACAGAAAUUCAGAAUAAGCAGAAAGUGGGUCCCACAGAUGAAACCCCUCGAAGGGGCCCAGAAUCUCUACCGGUUGGACACCAUGAUAUUAUUACAGACAUUGCUACUUUCCAGACCACUCAAGGGUUCAUUGUUACUGCAUCCCGAGAUGGCAUUGUAAAAGUGUGGAAAUGAAGAUUGCACUGAUUUGUAUUUACUGUAAAUACUUGUAAUAAAGGUAAAAAAAUAUUUGCUUCCAGAACAUGAAAUAAUAGACUGUGAGGCCGAUGAAGGUGAUCGAUAAAUCUCUUGCCAAUGUUAUCACUGUAAUACUAGUGGCCGUUUCAGAUCUCCCUAUUUUAUUAAGUAGCUUGGUUUAUGUAGCACUUUCCAAAAGUACCAAACGAAAGCAAUUAGAAUGAAGAACCGUGGUACUGCUUGGAAGCCUUUAUCAUUUGUUUUGCCUGUUAUAAACAUGAUAAAAUGCUGUUACGCUGCACACCAGCAAUAUUUAUGGAAACUGACUUUUUGUUACAGACUGGACAAGAAAAAGUUAUAAAGUUAAUUUUGCACUAUUGUUCACAUAUAUUCGAAUUCUUGUAUACUUCUUAUUG